AUGUCGGAUGAUGAAAGGGAAGAGAAGGAGUUGGAUCUCUCCUCUCCUGAAGUUGUCACCAAAUACAAGAGCGCUGCUGAGAUCCUUAACAAGGCUUUGCAGUUAGUAUUGUCAAAAUGCAAACCAAAAGCUAAGAUAGUUGACCUAUGUGAGAAAGGCGAUUCAUUUAUCAGAGAUCAAACCGCCAAUAUGUACAAGAAUGUUAAGAAGAAGAUUGAAAGAGGUGUUGCAUUCCCGACCUGCAUUUCUGUAAAUAACACUGUGUGCCAUUUCUCUCCCCUGGCCAGUGACGAGACUCUGUUGGAAGGAGGAGACUUGUUGAAAAUUGAUAUGGGAUGCCAUAUAGAUGGGUUCAUCGCCGUAGUUGCACAUACUCAUGUGCUUCAGGAAGGGCCGGUGACUGGCAGAGCAGCUGAUGUUAUUGCUGCUGCUAAUACAGCUGCCGAAGUUGCUUUGAGGCUUGUCAGGCCAGGAAAAAAGAACAAAGAUGUAACGGAAGCUAUUCAAAAGGUUGCUGCUGCCUUUGACUGCAAAAUUGUUGAAGGUGUUCUUAGCCACCAGCUGAAACAGUUUGUGAUUGAUGGCAACAAGGUUGUACUCAGUGUCUCAAGUCCUGAUACAAGGGUUGAUGAUGCGGAAUUUGAGGAGAAUGAAGUUUACGCAAUUGAUAUUGUCACAAGUACAGGCGAAGGCAAGCCUAGGCUGUUGGAUGAGAAGCAAACUACUGUUUAUAAAAGAGCUGUUGACAAGAAUUAUCACUUGAAGAUGAAAGCAUCUAGGUUCAUUUUCAGUGAGAUAAGUCAGAAAUUUCCAAUCAUGCCAUUUGCAGCAAGGGCUUUGGAAGAGAAGCGGGCUCGGCUGGGACUAGUAGAAUGUGUUAAUCAUGACCUUUUGCAGCCGUAUCCUGUUCUUCAUGAGAAGCCUGGUGAUUAUGUGGCUCAUAUCAAAUUCACGGUUUUGCUAAUGCCUAAUGGGUCAGAUCGCAUCACAUCCCAUCCUCUGCAGGAGCUGCAACUGACUAAAUCUGUAGAUGACCCUGAGAUCAAAGCCUGGUUAGCCUUGGGAACAAAGUCAAAGAAGAAGGGUGGUGGUAAGAAGAAGAAAGGUAAGAAGGGCGAAAAAGCCGAGGAGUCGGUGGAAGCUGAGGCUAUGGACACAACAGCUAAUGGCGCAGCAUCCACAGAAUGA
Molecule: messenger RNA, 1188 nt
Organism: Ilex paraguariensis (yerba mate)
Lineage: Eukaryota; Viridiplantae; Streptophyta; Magnoliopsida; Aquifoliales; Aquifoliaceae
Source: the annotation of a GenBank genome assembly